Messenger RNA from Brassica napus (rape), 662 nucleotides. Its product is annotated as profilin-like. NCBI's taxonomy places the organism in Eukaryota, Viridiplantae, Streptophyta, Magnoliopsida, Brassicales, Brassicaceae. The record is from RefSeq and is a predicted model, not a curated record. Gene Ontology annotation, molecular function: actin monomer binding. The transcript has 3 exons. The coding region runs from base 168 to 572 and encodes 134 amino acids. Gene Ontology annotation, cellular component: cell cortex.
UAUAAUUAAGACAUACGGCUGAGAAUUCGUCUACGCGAUCAAACGGUUGAAAAUCAUUCUUGGUGUAUUCUUUAUUGCUCCCCUAUUUAUCUGAAGGACGAAGAAGUCCUCACGCUGAACAUAACAUAUCAUAACGCAGAAAGAAAACGUUAGGAGAGAAGAAGAAGAUGUCGUGGCAAACUUACGUCGAUGAACAUUUGAUGUGUGAUGUCGGAGAUGGUCAGGGCCAUCACCUAGCCGCAGCCGCAAUCUUCGGUCAUGACGGUAGUGUUUGGGCUCAGAGCGCCAACUUCCCUCAGUUCAAGGGACAAGAGUUCGCCAAUGUAAUGAAAGAUUUUGAUGAACCGGGCCACUUAGCACCCACAGGGUUAUUCCUCGCAGGAGCCAAGUAUAUGGUGAUCCAAGGCGAGCCUGGCGCUGUAAUCCGUGGCAAGAAGGGAGCAGGAGGCAUAACCAUAAAGAAAACAGGACAGUCAUGCGUGUUUGGGAUCUACGAAGAGCCUGUGACACCAGGACAGUGCAACAUGGUCGUCGAGAGGUUGGGUGAUUACCUCAUCGAACAGGAUCUCUAGAUCCUCAUAUCCUCAAAACCUAUUAGAAUGUUCCUCCUUCCACAUUUUUUAUUUAUAAACUUAUAUUUGGUAUUGGGUUUGUGAAGCCUG